Equus caballus (horse) is the source of this 339-nucleotide messenger RNA. RefSeq names its product sperm-associated antigen 11B-like. Gene Ontology annotation, cellular component: extracellular region. Gene Ontology annotation, biological process: antimicrobial humoral immune response mediated by antimicrobial peptide. The record is from RefSeq and is a predicted model, not a curated record. NCBI's taxonomy places the organism in Eukaryota, Metazoa, Chordata, Mammalia, Perissodactyla, Equidae.
AUGAAGCAAUCCCUCCCUCAGUUCGCCCUUCUCCUCAUGGCCCUGCUGUUUCCAGGAUCAGCAAGAGCCAGCUAUGUUAACCAGCAAGGUACCAAGGGUCCCAGAGAACCCAGGGAAGAGUCCCCUCAACGAGGAACAAGCAGGGCUCACAUGUUCCGCCUGCUAGUAGAAGACUACCUCUUACCACGCACUCCCCCUUACGAGGAUCCUGAACCAGAUUUCAAAAUUGUCAACUGCAAGAGAAGCGAAGGCUACUGUCAAGAAUAUUGUAAUUAUAUGGAAGUACAAGUAGGCUACUGCUCUAAGAAAAAGGAUGCCUGCUGUUUACAUCCGAACUGA